AUGACGGCUUCCGCCAACCACUCGUACUACCCGCCCAACGUCGUCAUUGACGGCUACGUCGCCAACACGCUAUCGACGGCGCAGAUUCUCGCCAUCUUCACCACCACGCUCACCGCCAUCCUGGGGUCCUGCUUCGUCCUCAUCCGUCGCGCGCGGCCCUCCAUGCCCGCGACCGAGGUGGCCACCGCGCUGUGGUUUGUCCUCUGCGGCGUCAUCCAUCUCGGCCUCGAAGGACACUACGCCCGUCACGAGCACCACAUCGGCGCCUCCUCCCACGUCCUCUCCCAGCUCUGGAAGGAGUACUCGCUCUCCGACUCGCGCUACCUCACCCGCGACAGCUUCCUGGCGUGCAUGGAGGCUGUCACCGCCUUCCUCUGGGGUCCGCUCUCCCUCCUCUGCGCGUACGGCGUCGUUCGCGGCCGCGCCUGGCGCCACCCAGUCCAGUCCAUCAUCUCGCUCGGCCAGCUCUACGGCGACGUCCUAUACUACGGCACAUGCACGUACGAGUUCGCAGUUCGCGGGCUCGAAUUCUCCCGCCCGGAGCCGUACUACUUUGUCGGGUACUACGUCUUCCUCAACGCCUUUUGGAUCGUCAUCCCAUCCAUCCUGCUGCUCUCGAGUGCUAGGGCGACGACCAACGCGUUUGCGAAGCUCGAGAAGCUCGAAGGCCGCGCCAAGAAGCACUAG
Molecule: messenger RNA, 687 nt
Organism: Cordyceps fumosorosea ARSEF 2679
Lineage: Eukaryota; Fungi; Ascomycota; Sordariomycetes; Hypocreales; Cordycipitaceae
Product: 3-beta-hydroxysteroid-Delta(8),Delta(7)-isomerase
Exons: 2
Coding region: 1-687 (228 amino acids)
Biological process (GO): sterol biosynthetic process
Cellular component (GO): endoplasmic reticulum; membrane
Molecular function (GO): cholestenol delta-isomerase activity; C-8 sterol isomerase activity; steroid Delta-isomerase activity
Source: RefSeq, a predicted model, not a curated record